This is a messenger RNA of Neogale vison (American mink), 3052 nucleotides long. RefSeq names its product sarcoglycan zeta (gene SGCZ). The transcript has 7 exons. The record is from RefSeq and is a predicted model, not a curated record. Lineage: Eukaryota; Metazoa; Chordata; Mammalia; Carnivora; Mustelidae. Bases 5 to 736 code for a protein of 243 amino acids. Gene Ontology annotation, cellular component: sarcoglycan complex; sarcolemma. Gene Ontology annotation, biological process: cardiac muscle tissue development; heart contraction.
GACUAUGCUAGAAGAAGGAGAUGGUAUGGGAAAUCUGAGAGUCACCAAGAAGGGAAUCCGACUUGAAGGUAUAUCUGAGUUUCUACUUCCAUUGUAUGUGAAAGAAAUUCAUUCCCGAAAGGAUAGUCCACUGGUCUUACAGUCUGACAGGAAUGUAACAGUGAAUGCAAGAAAUCACAUGGGGCAGUUAACUGGACAGCUGACAGUAGGAGCUGAUGCUGUGGAAGCUCAGUGUAAAAGAUUUGAAGUGAGAGCGAGUGAAGAUGGCAGGGUGCUGUUCUCUGCAGAUGAAGAUGAGAUUACCAUUGGGGCUGAAAAGCUGAAAGUCACAGGCACUGAAGGAGCAGUAUUCGGGCACUCUGUUGAAACACCUCACAUCAGAGCAGAACCUUCCCAAGACCUCAGGCUUGAAUCACCCACCAGGUCCUUGAUCAUGGAAGCUCCACGAGGGGUGCAGUUGAGCGCGGCUGCCGGAGACUUCAAGGCCACCUGCAGGAAGGAGCUGCAUUUGCAGUCUACAGAAGGGGAGAUAUUUCUGAAUGCAGAAAAAAUCCGGCUGGGGAAUCUCCCGACGGGCUCUUCCUCCUCCUCCUCCUCCUCCUCCUCGCCGAGCUCCUCCAAUUCCCGGCAGACCGUGUACGAACUGUGCGUCUGCCCCAACGGCAAACUCUACCUUUCUCCAGCAGGAGUCAGCUCCACGUGUCAGUCCAGUAGCAACAUCUGCUUGUGGAGCUGAAGGGACUGAUUCCUCCUCACACCAGAAUAGCCUUUUGUUCCUGUCCGUCUGCUUCACAGCCCCGCUCGGUUUCCCUUGUGAUCAGUCCAGAGCUGCUUCGAAUGGUCCACAGAGCAACUUCUUCCAAUGCAAGCAGGGGGUCGCCGCCACCUUCUCUCGUGAUUUCCUGUCCUGCUCGAGGCAGAUAGGGUGGGUGACCGGGCAGUGGAAAAAUCGUCUUCAGCGGGAAAACUGGAUCAUAACUUUUGCUCAAAAGGGAGAAAAACAUAGGUGCCUUUGCUACGUGAAGUGAAGCACACAGUUUUAGAUUUUUGCAGGACCCGGAGAUGAACUGCAUAUACAUACAUUAAUUAUAUAGAUGAAAUUCCCAGUAUCCGACGGCAAGAUGAGAUGGUUGACCCUGUCAGAAAACUAAUUCUACAGCCUGAAAGCACAAUUUUCCAAUCGUGGUUUGUUUUUUUUUUUUUCUUUUUUUGGAUGUAAACUUUUAUCCCCAAAUUUUAAAAUUUUCAAGCAUUAGAUGAUGCUUGCUUUGCUAAAAAUUAAAUUCAAUACAUGAUUUUUAACAAAACGAAACAAAACAAGACAGAAUUCCACCCUGAGUUUUGUUUGUUUCUUUGAAUUCAGUGUGUUGUUACUCUUUGUCUACUAAGUCUAGAAUUUUGUACAUUAGGUAAUUUUGAAAGCACUCAGCAAUAUAAUCUUUACAGAAUUAACAGAACACCAUUAUCCUGUCAUUUGUCAGAUCUGAAUGGCCUUAUAUAGUAUUUACUUGGCUUUUGCAUGUGACGUAUUUGCUUUUAACGAAACAUCUAAUUUAUUGCAAUAGGAUUAAGAGGGGCAUACCGAUGGUGUGGAAUCCAUAGUUUUGUUUUGUUUUUGUUUUUUUUAAUUCACAUGCUAUCAUUUCCGUGAGGUUCUCAUAGUACAACUUUCUGUUGGCUCCAUUCACUUUGACUGACUGCUAAAAUUCAAACAUAUCCGUGAAAUAAAUAAAUGACUAAUGUGAUGCAUUUUGCUGAGAAUGGAUUCACUUACCAUUGGAAUAUAAUCUUCAGAAUUAUAUCUGUAUUUUUUUAAUUGGAGGUCAAGAUUUAAGGAUGGUAGAAAGUAAAUUACAAAUCCCUGCUUCCACAGUAAAAAACAUAAAUGUUAACAAAUAUUGACUAAGUGUUUGCUCCAUUAGAUUCCUAUUUUCAGGAAUUUGGUCCUAGUUCCUUUCAGCUCUUAAUACUUAGUUACCUUGAUUAGACUGUUAAGCUACCCAGCUACCCAGACAUCAGAAAUCAUAGCUCCUUCCAUUCUCUACGCUAAUUUUUUGUAAAUUAGCACUAGUAACUGCAGAAUAAUGUAGAUUCGUUUAUCACAACAACACUCCUUAACUUGAAUUCUUGAAAGUUAGAGAAUCCAAGAAUGUAAAAUUGAAUUAAAUAUUUCCUAUAAUGGAAAGAUGACUGGGUUCCUCUAAGGUAAGUCCUUAGUUUUCACCUGUCAGUCACUUACUUUCCCCUAUGCUCAUUAUUACAGGUAUAUAGAAGCUUCAUUUUGGGGGCCCAUGAACAUAGAACUUUGAAAUUCAGGCCUCUGUAGAAUAGAGCAAAGUGGGAGAUGGGAACUUGUUGGAGUAAUUUGCCGAAAGUAGGAAAAUUAGAUAACGCAAGGAACAAAGUGAACCAUUUGGCCAGAAUUAUCUUGUUUAGAUAACCUAACAUCAAAUGCUUAGAAAAGCUCCACUUUACUAAAACACAUUCUGUAUCCACCCAAAAGUCCAAAAGCUAGUGCAGUUUUAUCACUUUUCAAAUAGAACUUGACUUGUGUUUGCAGGUUAUCAUGGAAAACUUAAAUAACUAUUGGAGUAAGAAUUUAUAUGCAGUUGCUUAAAACCUCCUAUCAUAAUGUAAGUGUUCAAUUUAUUUAAGUUGGAACAUUAGAAUUUAAUAUGAGAAAUUCUCACAUUGGUAUAGCAAAGUACACAAAGUCUAACCCAAGAAAUUUUGAGAAAUUAUGGGUGCUAAUCACUGUGUUAUGGACCUUUUACGAAAACACUGUGUAUUAAUUUGAGACAUAUUCAAGUUCUAAACAUCCCUAAAUUAAAACAAUUACAAAGGUUUUUUAGUCAAAUGGAAACAAUUCUUUUGAUUAGGAGUGAGCACCCUUUCUAAUCUCAGCUCUGUCUUCUACUAAUCAGUGAGCUGAUUAAGGCAGUCUGGGAAUCUCUCCAGACUCCCAGUUUACUCCACUAUACAACACAAGUAUCGGGUCUACUGGUCUCUUGAGGGCUCUAACACGUCUAAUUCCAAGAGCAAAAAUUCUAGG